CCGUUUCUCUUUUCCUUCUCAAAUUUCUUCUUCAGUCAACACUGUCUCACCUCUUCAGUCCUCUCCCACCCUCUUCUUUAAUCUCUCUACUCGCUGCUCCAAUGUAAGUCUGCGACGCUGCCUCUCUCUGUCCGAAGCUUGUGCUGCGCUUGAUGUCGGCGAUGGUUUGUGGUGGUGGUCGUGGAGACGAAGCUGAGUGACUCGAAAUCAUCGGCAAAAUCGUCUUGCCACGACGACGUGCUGGUGGUGGCGGUGGAGAUAGAAGUUGCGGGAGAGGGAGUCAUAAUUUGAGAGUAAAAGAAAAGGUGGAGUUAUUAGACUUAGAAUUUAAAAAGUUAGAGGAGAAUAUUUUUGAAAAUAAAUAUUAUUGAAGUUUCAAUUUUGUCGCCAAGAAUUUCAGUCUUGAAAUCAAUGUCGAUAUCUGUUUUUUCUGUGUGAGAUAAUCAAUUGAGUAGAUUUAUGUGAAUUUUGAGGUGAAGAUAGGUGCAAAGUGUGUUGAAAGAGAAAGAAUGGAGCCAGGCGAGACGCCAUCAGUUUCUACUAAUGCUAGUUGGUCAUGGACGGUGUGCCUUUUCAUAUCAGGUAUAGUUUUUGGUUCAUUCAUAUCAGGCAUCUUACUCAAUUUGAGACCCUUACUCAGCAGCAAGUUCCGGGCUCUGCUGGGUUACCAAGAUUCAGAUUCCAACAACAUCAAAGAUGAACCGUUGGGCGAGAAAGGCAGCUGGUUGAGCCAGGAAGAUUCAGCUUCUCUUCAUUCUCUGGAGUCAAUUUUCAACGUAGGCAGCUUCCUGAGCCAGCAGGAAGAUUCAACUUGCGAUCAUCCUCCCUACACAUUUGAUAUAACCGAGGGGAGUUCGUCUUCUCUGCGAGGUUAUAAAUAUGAUGUGUAUCUGAGUUUCAGAGGUGCUGAUACCUGCAGAACUUUCAUUGAUUAUCUUUACCAUCGUCUCAUGGAAGAAGGUAUCUUGGCCUUCAAAGACGAUGUGAAUUUAAACAGAGGAGAAAGCAUUUCAUCACAGCUCCUGCAAGCAAUUAAAGAUUCACGGAUUUCUAUCGUUGUGUUCUCAAGAGGUUACGCUAGCUCAACUUGGUGUUUGGACGAUCUGGCCGCUAUAGUUGACUGUCACAAAGAGAUGAAGCAGGAACUUCUCCCAGUUUUCUAUGAUGUAGAUCCACGUGAUGUUCGAUAUCAAAGUGGGGCAUACGAGGAUGCGUUUGAUUCGCAUAGGGAGAGAUUCAAAGAAGAGCCUGACAAGAUCUACAAAUGGAAGAGUGCUAUGACGUAUUUGGCCAAUUUAAGUGGUUUUGCUUUAAGAGAUCCCGCUGAAGCCGAAGGGAUUGAAAGAAUAGUUGAGGCCGUGCGGGACACACUGGUUUAUAAAUUCCAAAUUUCAAGAUCUACUCAUAAAAAUCCAGAAUCCACUGAAAGAAGACCAUCAUUGCAGGAAUCCAACAAAUAUGACGUGUUUCUCAGUCUCAGACGCACUCACACUCCCUACACAUUUAUUUACUACCUUUUCCAUUAUCUCACCAAGAAAGGAUUUUCCACCUUCAAGAGUGAAGAGGAGACUGAGAGAGGAGACUCCAUUCCUUCACAGGACCUCCAAGUAAUUAAAGAUUCCAGGAUUCUUAUAGUUGUCUUCACAAGAGAUUAUGCUGACUCAACUUGCUCUUUGGAGGAAGUGGCUACCAUAGUUGAUUGUCACCGGGAACUAAAUCAAACUGUCAUCCCAGUUUUCUGUGAUGUGCAUCCUAGGGAUGUUCAAAGACAAACCGGCCCUUAUGAGAAAGCGUUUGUUUCAUAUACGAAGGAAUUCAAACAAGAUCCCCUUAAGGUUCAAAAGUGGAGGGAAGCUUUGAAGUACAUGACUAAUCUACAAGGUGUGAGUCUAAAAGAUGGGUCAGAGAUUGAAGCGAUUGGAAAUAUCAUUCAGAUAGUGGAACGAUUAUGCCCUAAAUUCUCGAGGCUUAGUAGCCACAGUCCAGUUGGUAUACAAUCCAGUUUAGCCAUGCUAGAAAAGCUUUUGAAAUUAGAGGAUGAUUGUGUUUUAGUGCUCGGAAUAUGGGGCAUGGGUGGAUCUGGAAAGACAACCCAUGCUUUAGCUUUGUAUGACAGAAUCGUUCAGGAAUUUGAGGGUGCUUGUUUUAUCGAGGACGUAAGCCAGAUUUACAGUUUUGGUGGUGCAACUGCUUUGCAGAAACAAAUCCUCUCUCAAUUUUUAAAUGAAGAACUUUCAGAUAUGUACAGUCCUUUUGAAAUGUCUGGCUUCUUAAGAAGAAGGCUUUAUGGAAAAAAGAUCCUUAUAGUCCUUGACGAUGUUGAUGUGCCAAGGCUGUUGGAGUUAUUGGCUAUAAAUCGUAACAUGCUUGGGAACGGAAGUAGGAUUAUCAUAACCACCAGGGAUAGACAUAUUUUGACUGCAUACGGAGUAGAUGAAAUUUACGAGAUUCCAUUAUUGAAAAAAGAUGAAGCUCGUGAACUGUUCCUGAGUGCUUGUCCUGCUGUUACCAAUUAUGAGGGCUAUGCUGAGUUGAUUCCCAGAGUACUGGAAUAUGCUGGUGGUCUUCCGUUGGCAAUCAGAGUACUAGCUUCUUUUUUGCGAUCCCGUGAUGUAACCUUCUGGGAAGAUACCUUGGAUAGAUUGACAACAGUGCCAUCUUUUGAAAUUAUAAAGAUUCUUCAAAUAAGUUUUGAUGGAUUAGACCAAGAAGAGAAAGAAAUAUUUUUGCACAUUGCUUGUUUCUUUCAUGGGAAGAAACUAGAUUUUGUAAUGGAAGUUCUAAAUUGUUGUGGAUUUUUUGCUGGAAUUGGGAUUCAAGCUUUGAUGGACAAAUCACUCAUUAUAAAAAAUGAGGAGGAAAUUCAUAUGCAUGAUCUAUUGCAAGAAAUGGGAAAGGAAAUUGUUCGUCAAGAAUGUCCAGAAAAUCCAGCAUCGCGGAGUAGAUUGUGGCGUUACGAGGACUUUAGCUCUACCUUGGAGUCAAAGAAUGAAGCAAGCAAAGUUAAAGCCAUAGUUCUAUAUGAGGAUACCUCCAUCUCCAAACAUGAAGAUCUGAACAUCGAAGGAUUGUCAAAAAUGACAAAUCUUGAACUGCUCAUAUUAUAUAAUCAGCAUUUUUCGGGAAAGCUUACUUCUCUUCCCAACAAAUUACGGUAUCUUUUGUGGGACGGAUAUCCUUUCUCUUCUUUGCCUUCAUUAGAACCAUAUAACCGUCUUGUUCAAUUGAAUUUGCCUAACAGCCGCAUCAAACGGCUAUGGAAUGGCAGUCAGGUAUUUCGAAGUUUAGAAAGGGUGGAUUUGAGUUACUCAAAAGAGCUCAAGGAGACGCCAAAUUUUGAAGGGUGCCCAAGUCUUAAGCGGCUAGAUCUCACAGGAUGCACAAACCUAGUGCAAGUCCAUCCAUCUAUCGGACAUCUUAAAGAACUUGCUUACUUGAGUUUCCGUGACUGUGAUAAGUUGGUCACCCUCAAUCUUGAUCAUAAAUGCAAAUUAAGUUCUUUGAAGGUUCUUGACCUCUAUAGUUGCAAAAAUCUUAAGAACACACCAGAUUUUACAGGACUACCCAAUCUUGAGCACAUUGAUCUUGGAGAAUGUACAAGUUUAUCCACUGUUCAUGAUUCUAUUGGGACUCUUGUAAACCUUACGUUCUUAAAUGUGCCAGCCGACAUAGCUCUUCCUGAGUUAGGUGAUGUCAGAAUUAUUCGAACUCCAUAAGUUCCUAGUCGCGGAGAAAGAGUACUGUCUUCCUGGUAGAUAUACCAUUGAGAGGCUUUCCAGGCUAACGUAUCAAAACUUGAUGUGUUAUUGUGUGCUUACAAGAUUGCAUAAGCCCUCAUUUGGUCUUAAUUUGAUUGCAACUGGAUCAUGACAAGGCACUUGAAUCAUCGAAUGCAUGGUGAGCAAGAAUAGUUGAGGUGCAUACUGUCUGCCUUUCUCCUCUUAUCACAAUUUCUUUAUUAUAUUGUCUGUUUAUACCUUUGCAAGUCGCAGGUAUAUCACUUCCAUUGUGUUUGUGGUUGAGUUUUGACAUUGCAGUUCCUUUUUUGAGUGAAAUUCCAGCUCAGUGUUUCAAAUUGAGUUGAACUCUCAUUUCUGGAAGUAGUGGAUAUGUAGAAAUAGAAAAAAUGUUUCGAUAUUCCACCUUGAUUAGUGUUUUAGUGUUUUAUCUUUCCCGGUCAAUUUCUUUUGCGAGAGUACUUCAGAACCAUGAGUAGUUUCAAACUCUAGACUCCAAAGUUUGAUGGUGAAAUUAUUAUGUCCUAUCAAAGAUUUUCCUCCGUUAAGAUAACAUAUUCCAAGAGUAAUAGCCUAAUAACCAUUUGUCUGCGUCCACACAAAUUUGAAGAGGAAGAGCUUAAUGAGUAUCUGAUGGCGGAACUUGGGAUUCAAUAGAGAGAGAAACAGAUGAAGAACCAAGAGAUGUGAAAGGGAAAGAGGGAACAGAGGAGUGAAGUGUGGUGCUUUACUUGCACACAACUCACACACAAUCAUGCUACACUGCGCUAUGAAUUAAGGCUCUUUUAACCAUACAGGGAAUCCAGUUGAGUCUGGUGUGGCUGCUUCAGGGGUGCUUGCCUUCUUGGGAGUUCUUAUUAUAGCUGUUCUUCUUGAAGGCCCUUGUUUGUGUUUUGUACUCUCUAGAAUCUCUUUUGGCACCAUGACUAGAAAGAAUGGAAUUUUAGGGACAGGAAUUUGUUUUGAGAACACUUUUUGUAUACAUACUAGAUUAUUUCUGAAUUUGUAAUUUCUAUUUAAA
Arachis stenosperma is the source of this 4758-nucleotide messenger RNA. RefSeq names its product disease resistance protein Roq1-like. The transcript is spliced from 5 exons. Gene Ontology annotation, biological process: defense response; signal transduction. The coding region runs from base 510 to 3716 and encodes 1068 amino acids. Gene Ontology annotation, molecular function: ADP binding. NCBI's taxonomy places the organism in Eukaryota, Viridiplantae, Streptophyta, Magnoliopsida, Fabales, Fabaceae. The record is from RefSeq and is a predicted model, not a curated record.